Molecule: messenger RNA, 471 nt
Organism: Hylaeus anthracinus
Lineage: Eukaryota; Metazoa; Arthropoda; Insecta; Hymenoptera; Colletidae
Exons: 4
Coding region: 1-471 (156 amino acids)
Source: RefSeq, a predicted model, not a curated record
AUGUGCGAGCAUUGCAGUACGUAUAAAUCGCUGCUGGGAGGAUCGACUACGUAUCAGCCGAAGAAAAGGCCGACGACCAGCGACACACUUUACGACAGGAGAAGCUCCAGUGCUGGUGCCAGUGACAGCUGUUGUUCUUGGAGGCAAGGUUGCUGCGGCGGAGGCUGCUGCAAUCAAAUUAGCUGCUGUUCGACCGAACCGGAACCGGAAAAUCGACCGUCCGAAAAAACACCACCGGUCGGCUGUGGUUACGGUUCCGGUUCCGGUUCCGGUUCCGGUUCUGGUUAUGGUUACAGCCAGUCUGGAAUGACGAGCUACCCCUUGGAAAUGGCUGGCUUCGCAACGCAGGAAAAAGUGCCGUGCGUCAACAUUGCGAAAAAGAUACCGAUGUGUUUCGGAGGCGAGUGCAAAGAUACCGAGGAAUGCGAGAACCGUGAAAGCGACUCGGCACCGAGACAAUCGGACCGAUGA